UGGUGGGGAGCCGAAGAGCAGGGGAGCAGAGGGAGGGACUAUAAACUAGCGUUAGUGUAAAAUUUCAACAUUUCGUCGUCUUCGUCUCUCAUCGCAGGGUUACACAAACUUCUCCACUAAGGAAAUCAAUCCUCAUCAGCAGCCAUGGGUGUAGAGGGGGGAAUGAAAUGUGUCAAGUUCCUGCUUUUCUUUUUCAACUUUAUUUUCUGGUUAUGCGGCCUAGCGUUGAUCGUCGUGGGAAUCCUGGUUCAGGUUAAUUUGCACAAGACCUUCAUGAUCCGUGAUCCGACAGCCUCCGGAGCUCCCAUCGUCCUCAUCGGAAUCGGUGUGGUGAUUUUCUUCAUCGCCUUCUUUGGCUGCUGCGGUGCCUGGAAAGAGAACUACUGCAUGGUCACCACGUUUGCCAUCCUUAUCUCUCUUAUCAUCAUUGUUGAGAUUGCUGCAGCAAUUGCCGGAUACAUCUUCAGGAACAAAAUCUCAAAUGUCGUCCAGGAUAGUCUCACCGAAAUGAUCACCAACUACAACAACAGCACAGAUGAUUUCAAAAAGGCUGUGGAUAAUCUGCAGGAGGAUUUGAAAUGCUGUGGCGUGAACAGCUCCGCCGACUGGAAAAACUACAGACCUAAUGGGAACUCAGUGCCUGACUCGUGCUGUGUGAAUGUCACCGCCGGCUGUGGAAUCGGGACCAUGACAGAUCCUGCCAAAGUGCACCAGAAGGGUUGUCAAGAUGCUGUUGAGGCUUUACUGAAGAAACACAUCCAGUGGGUGAUAGUUGCAGCUCUCGUUAUUGCUUUCCUGCAGAUUAUGGGCAUCGUGUUCUCCUGCCUGCUGAUGAGAGGCAUCCGCAGCGGCUACGAAGUCAUGUGAUUCAGCUUCACACCUGAGUAGGAGUUGUUUGUUCAGGUCAAGUUUGGGAGCUUAAUUCGGAAACGUUAAAUAUUCUUAUACUUCAACUAUAAUGCACAGAACAAUAUAUUUUUCCCUCAUUGAUUUUUGGAUAUAUUUUCAUAGGUGAGCAGUACGUUUCUACUUUGAUACUGUAUGUGUGUAGGAAUACAAAAUGAUAGACUUAGUAGAGAUUAACGUCCACUUUUAUCACAUAUUUUCUUGUUGGUUGUAAGGAGUUCUAACAUCUUUUUACUUUGCUGGAUCUCUUUUGAUGCUGAGUUUUAAUGUCUUGCUGGUUCCCAAGUCUCUAUUUUUAUUAAAGACUCUUUAAAUUA
This is a messenger RNA of Thunnus maccoyii (southern bluefin tuna), 1223 nucleotides long. RefSeq names its product CD63 molecule (gene cd63). The record is from RefSeq and is a predicted model, not a curated record. Bases 145 to 867 code for a protein of 240 amino acids. The transcript is spliced from 8 exons. Lineage: Eukaryota; Metazoa; Chordata; Actinopteri; Scombriformes; Scombridae. Gene Ontology annotation, cellular component: membrane.